CCGGCACGUCAUGUAGGGUCGACAUUAACCGGGCAAAAGUGUCAAAUAUUGAUGCAUAAUAAUGUGUGAAUCGUUCGUUUUAUGAAUUACUGCAUGAGAAUGUGAUCGAGUGUUUAGGAUAAGAUGUGGAAUAACGGCGGAAGGCUCUCGACCAUGACGUGCGUGAAACUCUUCUUUCCUGGAUCCUUAAGGUCACAUUUCCGUGUCUUCCAGCUGACUGUAAAACCCCAGGUCAGAUCUUUCUCCCACGGUGUCUUUAGGACAGACUCAACUCCCCGAUCUGCUCACUCUCUCAGCUCCAGAUGCAUGACAUUCAUGCCAGCUGUAUACCUGCGGCCGUGCAGCGUGAGGCACGUGAGCUCGUCCGGAUCAGGGUGGUACGAGAGCGUGGCAGAUUCCGCUGCUGUCCAUGUCACCGAGCAGCUCCUGAUCUCCAGCCAGCAGAUGACGGCGCUGCCGUGGUGGGCGGGGAUCGUCUGCACCACACUGGCACUGCGCACCGUCGUCACCCUGCCGCUCGCCGUCUACCAGGCCAUCAUCAUUGCAAAGAUUGAAGCCUUGCAGAAGGAAAUAGCUGAGUUAGCACAACGGCUACGCUACGAGGUCUCCGUCAGGGCCAAGGAGAAGGGCUGGUCCGAGAAAAUGUGCAGGUUCCAGUUUAAGAAGAAUUUGCGGCGGAUCGUGUCCGAGCUUUACGUGAGAGACAACUGCCACCCGUUCAAGGCCAGUUUGCUGAUCUGGGUUCAGUUGCCCAUGUGGGUGUCCGUCUCUCUCGCCCUGCGUAACAUCAGCAUGGGAUUGGGACACGGCCCGUCUGCAGGACUGCAGCAGGAGCUAGCAGCAGGGGGCGCCCUUUGGUUCCCGGACCUCACGUUACCGGACUCCACCUGGAUCAUCCCGGUGUCUCUGGGCCUCGUCAACCUGCUCAUCACUGAGAUACACGCCCUGAGCAAGCUCGAACAAUCGAAGUUUCAGACAUAUGCGACCAACUUCAUCAGAGGAAUCUCCCUGGUUAUGAUCCCUUUAGCCGCCACCGUCCCGUCUUCCAUGGCGCUGUAUUGGCUCAGCUCCAGCUGCAUCGGCCUGGGUCACAACCUCCUCCUGCGGUCUCCUCGUUUCCGCUCUCUCUGCCGAAUACCUCCAUUACGCUCGGACUCUCAAACCCCCUACAGGGACAUCGCUGGUGCCUUCCUGAACAAAUACUUUAAAUAAAUGUGUAACGAAUAAAACUCUGGCUGGCUGAGUGUUACAAGUUCAGAAUCUCUCUUCUCUCCUCCAGGACGACUUUGGGGGACGUUGGUGAAAACCAAAACAUAAUGACUGAAGAGUUCCUGGAAUGUACAGUUUGGGUGUUUAGGCAGAAAUAUUUAUAAACAACUCCCAAACCCUCA
Molecule: messenger RNA, 1391 nt
Organism: Clarias gariepinus (North African catfish)
Lineage: Eukaryota; Metazoa; Chordata; Actinopteri; Siluriformes; Clariidae
Product: cytochrome c oxidase assembly protein COX18, mitochondrial
Exons: 7
Coding region: 124-1212 (362 amino acids)
Biological process (GO): protein insertion into mitochondrial inner membrane from matrix; mitochondrial respiratory chain complex IV assembly
Cellular component (GO): mitochondrial inner membrane
Molecular function (GO): membrane insertase activity
Source: RefSeq, a predicted model, not a curated record